AUGGCUUUCAGCAGGACAGAGGUCGAGAAAGUGAAGAAGGUCGAGAAGUUCGACCCAGUCAAAAGAAUGGGAAUGGAGCCGCCUGAACUGGAUCCUAAGAUACCAUUUAUAGGUCAUCUAAUAGGUAUGCUGAGGUGGCAAGUUGGAUACAUGCAGAUGUUAAGCUGUAAAUGUCCAACAUGGCCCGCCUUUACAUUAAGAAUAUUCUCGGCGCGGGUAUAUGUCAUUUGCGACCCUUCUUUAAUACAGGCCGCAUACCGUAAUGCAAAGACCUUCGACUUCGGUUCCUUCGUCGUCGAAUCGUCGGAGAAACUAUUUAACAUAAGCCAGCAAGGAAUGAAAAUAAUACGCGGAGAAACCGCACCAGGAUACGAUCCCAAUGGGCCGUUAUUGAACGGCAACCGGGGCAAGUCUUUUCUCAACGAAGACCAUAGAAUCAUGAUGGACUCUCUAUCGCCAGGAACAUGUUUGAAAGAGUUGAGUUCCAAAGUUUUGGACGGAGUCGCAGGAUCACUUAAUGAGGUUAAUGAUGACGGAGAGGUAUUUGGGCUUUACAGGUGGAUGAGGGACACCAUUACAGAAGCUUCUGCGGAUGCCAUCUAUGGGCCAAUGAAUCCGUUUACUGGCAACCCAGAGCUUAUAGAUGAUCUCUGGCACUUUGAGCGAGACGUGGCCCUUCUCAUGCUACAAUUCCUGCCAACAUUUAUAGCUCCAAAAGCGUACCAAGCGCGCAUAGCAAUCAAAAAGGCAUUUGCGUCCUACUACGCGAACGGGUAUGAUAAACAAGCCAGUGGCUUGAUUCAGUUACAUUUGGCAUCGUGUAAGAGAUGGGGUUUCAGCGAUGACGACAUUGCCAAUUUUGAGGUCUCGACACUCUUUCUGGCAACCACCAAUACCGUUUCCACCUCUUUCUGGCAACUAUCCUACAUUUUAGACGACUCUGAACUUCAUACCGCCAUUCGAUCCGAACUCACUAAGGUUGUCCGCCGCCAAAAGUCGUGCCGGACUGGCGAAGAACGCGCUAUUCUAGACGCGACACUACUCCAAUCACACUGCCCACUACUCCUUUCUUCAUUCCACGAAACUCUCCGACUUGUAGGAGCAGCGACAUCAGUCCGAUCUGUAGUCGAGCCAGCCACGUUAGCAUCCGCAGCAACAAACACCUCAUUCGCCCUCCAAUCCCCAGCAGUAAUUCAACUCCCCUCAGGAAUCACCCACACAAACCCAGCGAUCUGGGGAUCCGAUGCCAACGUCUUCAACCCCGCGCGUUUCUUACCAUCUACCAAAGCCGCUCUCGACAAAGACACCAAGCGCAAACAAGCACAAGGCUAUUUCCCGUUUGGUGGAGGCAAACAUCUCUGUCCUGGCCGACACUUCGCAACCACGGAGAUUCUGUCCUUUGUUGGCGCUAUUAUUCUCGGUUUCGACGUCUCUGGCUCGAGGGUGCCUGAGAGGGCAUUUCAGAAACUUGGAACGGCGGUGAGGAAACCAAAGGGGGAUGUGGAUAUUAGUAUGAAGCGACGCAGGGGGUGGGAGAAUGUCAAAUGGAGUUUUUCGGUUGAGGGAAGGGGAGGUGAGGAGGAAGUCAAAAACUUAGUAGUGGGGGGUGAGGAACUUGGUGAUGAGUGA
This is a messenger RNA of Glarea lozoyensis ATCC 20868, 1629 nucleotides long. RefSeq names its product Cytochrome P450. The transcript has 3 exons. Lineage: Eukaryota; Fungi; Ascomycota; Leotiomycetes; Helotiales; Helotiaceae. The record is from RefSeq and is a predicted model, not a curated record. The coding region runs from base 1 to 1629 and encodes 542 amino acids. Gene Ontology annotation, molecular function: monooxygenase activity; iron ion binding; heme binding.